ACAGAGUGUGGCCAUUGCCAAAUUAGAACAUCACCAUUUUCUUGCCUGUGCACCACUGACUUGGUUCAAGUUGUAACUGCUUUGUGUAAGAUUAUUAGAACACCUCCAGUGUAUUCAGAGACGGUCUGAGUGACUGUGGAAUGCCUUGAGGGCAAUAGAAGGCAAAGAGAAACAGAUACCCACAGAAGUCUUGAGUGAUGACGGAGGUGCAUUUCAGGUACCAUGGAAAUCUCACUGGCCGGGCCCAUUUCCCCACCCUGGCAACAGAGGUCGACACCACCUCAGAUAAGUAUUCCAACCUCUACAUGUAUGUGGGCUUAUUCCUGAGCCUCCUGGCCAUUCUCCUCAUCCUGCUCUUCACGAUGCUCCUUCGGCUCAAACAUGUCAUCUCACCCAUCACUUCUGAGAGCACCGAAAGUGUCCCUCAGUUCACAGAUGUAGAAAUGCAGAGUCGAAUCCCCACUCCGUAAAGCCAGGCUGACGACAGGCUUUAGUGGAUCUCAGUAAACCCUUGGAUGUUGAU
Molecule: messenger RNA, 523 nt
Organism: Mustela erminea (ermine)
Lineage: Eukaryota; Metazoa; Chordata; Mammalia; Carnivora; Mustelidae
Gene: SERTM2
Product: serine rich and transmembrane domain containing 2
Exons: 1
Coding region: 198-470 (90 amino acids)
Cellular component (GO): intracellular membrane-bounded organelle
Source: RefSeq, a predicted model, not a curated record